AUGCAUUCAUUUGGUGGAUUUUGUCCCGGUUUCACUGAGAGCCACAUGAAAUGGGAUCGAGAAAGGUUACUUGUGGAUCCACUUGCCUGCCAGAUUUCUGAGAGGACCGCAAAGAUCACUUUUUUGUGUUAUCCGAGUCAAUCCUUUCCAGCCUCAAGUCCCAUCAACAUGCUGUCUCCCCAUCCAUGUUUUCUGACAUCAUUCAAUUCUAUGACAAUGCAGGACUGCCUGAGGAAGCACUUAAAAACUUUUUAUAAAAUUCUUGAAUUCAACAUAAAGCCUCUUGUGAAACACCUCAGCUGCAUUCUUGAAAUCCUCGUUGCUUAUCGUAACUUCCUCCAGGCUGCAUUCGAUCUUUUCUGGAUGAAAGUAAAGGGAUGCAAUCCUGAUAUCGUUCAUUACAAUACAGUCAUUUUGGGCCGUGCUAGUGAUGCCUGUAAGGUUCUUGAAGAUAUGCCCUCAAAUGGGUGCUUGCCAAUUUUGGUGUCAUAUCGGACUGUAGUCCUGGGGUGUUGUGCAGUCAGGGCAGGUUUUUGUAACAUGGGUGAAAUUGAGGAUGCUAGUGAAGUGUUACGUGAGAUGUUGAGGCAUGGCGGAAAUCCACACAUCGAAUCUUGGGCUGAAAUUAUACCAAAGAUUUGUGCUGUAGAUGACACAGAGAUAAUAAGGGAUAUCCUAAAAGAGGUAUUGAAGGUGGAGAUAAAGCCUGACACCAGAAUAGUUGAGAUUGGUGCUGGCUUGGAGGAAUAUUUGAUAAAAAUGACACAAAUUAGAUCAAGAAUACAUUGA
Messenger RNA from Fraxinus pennsylvanica, 789 nucleotides. The record is from the annotation of a GenBank genome assembly. NCBI's taxonomy places the organism in Eukaryota, Viridiplantae, Streptophyta, Magnoliopsida, Lamiales, Oleaceae.